This is a messenger RNA of Juglans microcarpa x Juglans regia, 1779 nucleotides long. RefSeq names its product DEAD-box ATP-dependent RNA helicase 10-like. The transcript is spliced from 14 exons. The record is from RefSeq and is a predicted model, not a curated record. NCBI's taxonomy places the organism in Eukaryota, Viridiplantae, Streptophyta, Magnoliopsida, Fagales, Juglandaceae. Gene Ontology annotation, molecular function: RNA helicase activity; ATP binding; nucleic acid binding. The coding region runs from base 293 to 1600 and encodes 435 amino acids.
UUACCUCAUUCCUCCGUCACGUGUUCCUUCUCUCCCUCCGCCUAGAGUAACAAGAGUUCCCUGCGUGUUUCGUUUCUGUUCACUGUCGACCGCCACAGGGUAGGGCUCGGUCAGCCACAGAAACCUCCACCGGCCACUUUCACCGUUGUACUUCUUCCACGUCCACGCACAGAGAAGGUCCGUUAGCGCCGUCGACCUCUGACCAGCCAACAUCGCCGUCGGCCCUGCUUUCUCUCUCACGGUUAAAAGGUUUCACCCCGGGUACGGGGCGUGACAGAGAAAGUUAUCGAGAAUGGCAGAAGACAAGUUAGUAAUUAAGACAUUUACGGAUUUGGGAGUAUGUGACAAAUUGGUGGAGGCUUGCGAAAAUCUGGGAUGGAAAACUCCAUCGAAGAUACAAGCCGAAGCAAUUCCUCACGCGCUUCAUGGAAAAGACUUGAUUGGGCUAGCACAAACAGGUUCGGGUAAGACAGGAGCUUUUGUUCUUCCCAUUUUGCAAGCCCUUUUAGAAUCUCAACAAGCAUUCUUUGCUUGUGUGGUGUCCCCUACGAGGGAACUUGCAAUUCAGAUUGCCGAUCAGUUCAAAGCGUUAGGAUCAGGCUUUGGCAUUAAGUGUGCAGUGCUUGUUGGAGAGGAAGACAUAAUGGAACAGUAUAUCAACCUUGCAAGGCUUCCACACAUUAUUGUCGGAACGCCGGGACGCCUUGUCGAUCAUCUAUCCAACACAAAAGGUUUUUCCUUUCAUGCAUUGAAGUAUUUGGUUUUGGAUGAGGCGGAUUGCUUAUUGGAGGACAAAUUUCAGAAGUCGAUCGAUGAGAUUUUAGAUGUUGUCCCUCGUGAGCGGAAAACAUAUUUAUUUUCUGCCACAAUGACACGAAAGGUUCAGAAGCUCCAAAGGGUUUGUUUAAGAAAUCCUGUGAAGAUUGAAGUAGCAUCUAAAUAUUCAACCGUCGACACACUAAACCAGCAUUAUUACUUGGUGCCUUCUAAGUACAAGGAUUGCCAGCUUGUAUAUAUUUUGGGUGAGAAGCGUGGAUUUUCAACAAUGGUUUUUACGCGUACAUGCGGCGCAACACGUUUGAUUGCUCUGUUUCUACGAAAUCUUGGACUUGGGGCCAUUUCAAUUAGUGGCAAAAUGACCCAGCCAAGGAGACUUGAAGCCUUGAAUCAGUUUAAGGAGGGAAAGUGCAAUAUUCUUAUAUGUACUAAUGUGGCAAGUAGAGGACUUGACUUUCCAUGCGUCGAUAUUGUCAUCAAUUAUGAUAUCCCUGAAAGCCCCAAGGAUUAUAUCCAUAGAGUGGGAAGAACUGCCCGUGCAGGACGACUGGGUGUUGCGAUCUCUCUAGUGGAUAGUUAUGAGCUGGAAUCCUUUUCAAAGAUAGAGAAUUGCCUCGGCAUGAAGUUUACAGAACUUCCUUUUCAACUAGAGGAAGCCUUGCUAUUGAUGGAGCGUGUUUCUGAGGCCAAAAGAAUAUCUCGAAGGAGAAUCCAAGAAUCUGGAAGCAAGGAAAAGAAGCGGGGAGGAGAUGAUGGUGACGAAGAUAUGGAGAAAUACUUGGGUGUCAAGAAUGGGAAGUUGUCAAAGAGGAUAAAAAAAUGAAUCUAACCGCUCUGGUGGCAGAUAAUGUUAGAAUUUUAAAGUUAUAGUUUUUUUUUUUUUAGUAGUUUUGUAAUAUAUAUGCAAAUUUUGUUUGGUGUAAGCGUUUUAACUCUCGUUUUUUUAAUUUUUAUAUAUCAUUUUUGAGGAAUGAUGUUGCAGCAAUCCAUGCAUUAAGAUUU